Molecule: messenger RNA, 1977 nt
Organism: Emericellopsis cladophorae
Lineage: Eukaryota; Fungi; Ascomycota; Sordariomycetes; Hypocreales; Bionectriaceae
Exons: 4
Coding region: 1-1977 (658 amino acids)
Biological process (GO): DNA-templated transcription
Cellular component (GO): nucleus
Molecular function (GO): DNA binding; zinc ion binding
Source: RefSeq, a predicted model, not a curated record
AUGCUCCUAUCCACCAGCGCCAAGACAAGCACGAGGAAGUCAUUCGAAAGCAUCCAUCGCGACACCUCCGAAGAAAAGUCACAGUCUGUCACGCCGCCCGCCCGCGAACAGAGCGAGCCGCUCAACCACUCGUCCGCCAUCACGUUCGAGUCGGACGACUCGAGCUUGCGGCCCAGUCUGUCCGACAUUGCCAUUGGGGUGAGACUCUACUUUCAGUACUGUCACAGACAGCCCAUCUGGUGCUUUGACCACGAGGAUGUCCAUGACUGCGGCGCCAUACCGGAAGAGCUGGCCUGCAGCAUCCUCGCGCUGACGUCGCGCUUCCUGGACAACCGCAGCCAGCUGCAGUUCCACGGGGAGACGGCCAAGACCCUCAUCAUGCUACGCAUAGCAAACGGCACGGUAGGCCUCGGAACCGUUGAGAGCUUGUGUCUGUUGUCUUACUCGUCUUUCGUAGAUGGCAACCACCAUCUCGGCCAGUUCCAUCUGGGCCUUGCGUUCCAGGUCUGCCGCUCCGCCAUGCUGGACCUUGAGUCGUCCUACCGGAUGGACGACCCGCUACAGGAGAGGAAGAAGCGGUGCUUCUGGAGCCUCCAGCUCUUGCAGCAGUGCUACGGUCGCCAGGAUGGGGUGUUGAGCCUGCCUAGCGACAUAUGGGGCCCCCUGUACGCGCCGAGCAACGGCGGCAGCACAGAGCUGGAUCCCACCGUGCCACCGUUGCCGCGAGAUGAGCUCGGCUGCGCGGGACCGCACGAGAGUGGUAUAUGGAACACUGGCGUGCAUCUCGCGUGGGUCUGGAGCCAGGUGAGGAAGUAUGUCACGGACUGCGCGCACAACGUCCUGCGCGAGCCCUGGCGGCGCGACUCGCCCUAUGCCAGGGUCAUCUCCGACUUUAUGGAGAUUGAGAACAGGAUACCAGUGUCCCACCGGUACGACACGGCCAAGUUCUACAAGCGGAAGGUCGAGGAGAUCAAGGUCAACCGGGACUACUGGGCACCGUGGCUGAGGGAGCAGUUCACGUACCACGCCAUCCACACGGUCAUGAACCACCCGUUCAUCUACAUCAUAGGGGCACAGCACAACCCCAAUCUCGCGAUACCCAACACCUUUUGGAAGCGAUCGUCCGAGCUGGCGCUGCUGCACGCAACAUGGAUCGUCCGCAUGAUUGACAUGGUGGUGGACAAGCAGGUGCCGCUGGCCGAUCCAUUCUUCGGACACGUCGCGGCGAUCGCGGCGACGGUGCAUCUAUACUACUGCUGCGCCGCGGCCGCACGAUUAAAGCACAAGUCGAAUGCCGACUUUACGAAAUGCAGGAGGUUUCUCAAGAACUUUAUCCCUUACUCGGCAGCGUGUGCUGGACUGGACAGGAACCUCGACAAGAUGACGCGCAUGGCGGUCGGCCCUGAAAGCAUGGAUGUCGAGGACUGGAUGCCUUCCAAAAUCUACCUCAGCAUCCCCCUCAUGUGGGAAACGCUACGUUUCACCACAGAACAAGGAUCGCUCCCGAACCAGAGUGGAGGCAUCCUGGACGGCUCACUGAUUCCCCCCAUGUCCCACGAGGACACAGACGAGGACUCGACCAUUGAGAUCAUCGUCGCCACAUCGCCAGAGAUCAUCAUCAACACGGCCGAGGGCGGGCAAGAGGCGCCCUCCUUCUCGCACCGCGGACCGGGGCAGUCCUCGAGGAGUGCGGCAUGGAACAGCCAGAACAUUGUCAACUCGGGAAGCAAUCAACAGCCACAGCACCGCGGAGCAGGCGGCGGAAGCAGCAGCGGCGGUGGCGGUGGUGAAAAGCACGGGGAGCAGAUGGACUUUCUGAGCUUCAACUUUACGCCCUGGCUGUACGCCGACUCGGCGCAGUUUGCCAACAUGGGCGACAUGGGAUUAGCCGACCCGCAGCCUGCGAUGCCCGAGGACAGGGGCUCUGCGUGGUGGCAAGGCGAGAACUUUAGCAAUAUCAUGUUCAAUCAUUUCUGA